AUGGACCUCUCAAACCUCUCCAGCAACUGGAAGAGGCUUCAGCAGACUCUCCCGAAAGCCUCGCCCGCGUCACAGUCGAAACCCGCCAAUCCGCUGAAGCGCAAGAGCUCAUCCGAGCAGCAGAACGGCGUCCAGAAGCAAAUACCAGUACAGAAGCACAAGGCCCAUGCUACCAACAGCAGCAGCAGUCUCCCACCCCCUAAGAAACGGAGAAUGGACGACCGCUACCACUCCGAUUUCCCCGGUGCCUCUACAAUAAUACCUCGAAAAGACCAACCCAACCCCGCCGCCCUCCUCACGCCCUCCCCCCUCCACCCCGACAUCCCUAACGAGGGUCUCUCCGCCACAGCUACGCCGGGGAAAUAUGUCGCCCUCGACUGCGAAAUGGUCGGCAUAGGCCCCACCCCGGACCAGGACUCGCAGCUCGCGCGCGUAUCCCUCGUCAACUACCACGGCCACCAGCUCUACGACUCGUACGUGCUGCCCGUCGUCCCAAUCACCGACUACCGCACACACGUGUCCGGUAUAACACCCCUAGCGCUGGAAAACGCGCGGCCGUUCAAUGUCGUGCAGAAAGAGGUAGCAGCGUUGUUGGAGGACCGGAUACUGGUGGGCCAUGCGCUGAAGAACGAUCUCAGUGCGCUAAUAAUGCCACACCCGAAGCGGGAUAUCAGGGAUACGUCAAGAUACCCGAAGUUCAAGGAGUUGGCGAUGGGGAAGACGCCCGCGCUGAGGAAGCUGGUGGAUCAGUUGCUGGGGCUGAAGAUUCAGGCGGGGGAGCACUCGAGUGUGGAGGAUGCGAGGGCAACGAUGGUCUUGUUUCGGUUGGAGAAGGAGGGGUUUGAGGCCGAGGCCGUGAGGAGGUUCGGCAGGCAAUUGGUGGCUGUCAAGGUGGAUGGAGAGGGCGCAGAGGAGGGACCGUCGAAGAAAAAGAAGAAAAAGAAGAAGAAGAAGAAGAAGAAGAAGAAGACCUGA
Molecule: messenger RNA, 975 nt
Organism: Mytilinidion resinicola
Lineage: Eukaryota; Fungi; Ascomycota; Dothideomycetes; Mytilinidiales; Mytilinidiaceae
Exons: 1
Coding region: 1-975 (324 amino acids)
Biological process (GO): rRNA processing; ribosomal large subunit assembly
Cellular component (GO): nucleus
Molecular function (GO): nucleic acid binding; 3'-5' exonuclease activity
Source: RefSeq, a predicted model, not a curated record